Molecule: messenger RNA, 2556 nt
Organism: Schistosoma guineensis
Lineage: Eukaryota; Metazoa; Platyhelminthes; Trematoda; Strigeidida; Schistosomatidae
Source: the annotation of a GenBank genome assembly
AUGAAAUCAAUGUACAUGAAUAUGAACUCAUGUAAAACCAGAAAAGAUAUCGCUAUACAAACAGAUUCAGCAUCAGAAUAUUCUAGUGAAACAGAUGGUUCUGACGAGUCAGAGAUAAACAAUUAUUCAGGUUGUGAUUCAAAUUUAAUAUCAUCUAAAUUAUCAACAAAUUCUUCUUCUCAAGCUAUACAAUCUACCAUAAUCGAAUUAACUGAUGUAAAUAGUAACAAUAAUAAGAUCAAUGCUUCAUCACAUAAUCUACCUGGCUGUGAUAUUAAUGCUACAUCAUUUCCAUCGGAUACAUCUGGACAAUUAAUGCAAAACCCACAGGUACAAAAGUCGGAUAUAAUUGUAAAAUCUGAUUCUCAACAUGUAUACUUCAACUCAUCAGUCGAUACUCACAAUAGUAUUAAUAAUAAUAACAACAAUAGUAGCACCAUCAACCACAGUAACUUAUCAGAUUGUGAUAAGCGUAAUAGUUCAGCUAGUCUUGACAGUGGACGUGAUUCUACAUACGCUACGGGGAGUGAAGGCAGUAGUGGGGUUCAAUAUCCUCAACAAUAUUCUUCAGAUGAUGGGUAUAUUCUAUCACCAACUUUACCAUACUGUUAUAAUAGUCAAAUAUCAAGGAAUAACAUUAUCUCAACUCGUAAAAAUAAUCAUAACUCCAGCAGUUGUACACCAUUUGAUAAUACCUCCUCAUUACCAGUAGCAACGAUAUUACCAUUUUGUAAUCAUAAUAAUUCGACUACUUAUAACGUUAGUAAUUGUUGUGUGAAUAAUAGUAGUAAUGCUAGUAGUAGUCAUAGUAGAAAUUCUUCAUGUCAUCAAUUAAAACAAUACCACCAACAACAGUUCAAUAAAGAUGAUACCUUGACAUCACCAACACACAAGUAUAACAAUUAUAGUAGUAUAGAUAAUAAAAUUGCCAAUUCUAUGCUACAAUGUACGGAGCCUUGCGAAUAUUAUCAUAUUCCAUCAUAUCAAUCUACCAGGAAUUGUUGUUCAACUACUAAUCUUAUCAAACCAUCAACAUCACCGUCAUCACCAACACAACAGCAACAAUCAUUUUUGCCGUCCUAUUCAUCUUGUCAAGAAAGACAUUUUACUGAUUUUGAUGUUUCAAGACCAAAAGUACCAGCAAAUAUAUAUCAUCGAUCACAUGUUCUUUCGAAUAUGCCUACGCAAUCAAUACAUAGUAAUCAAUGCCAACAACAAUCAGUUCAUUCUGUUUUAAUCAAUCCCGAUGAUGAAGCAUUAUUUGCAUGGUUAAGAUCAGUUGGUCUUAGUCGAUUAAGUGGAUGUUUAUCUAAAUCCGGGUUUGAUCUAUGGACAUUGUGUCAUACAACACCGGAAGAAUUGAAUGCUUGCGGAAUUACUAAUCCAUAUGAUCGACAAAUUUUGAGAAACCAACUCUCUACUCUUCAAUUAUCUGAUCCAUUUACAGAAAAACAACUACCGGCUAGUGUUCAUGAAUGGUUAAUACAAUUACAUUUACAACAAUAUUGGCCUAAAUUUAAUGAUCAAGGUUUAAUAACAUUUGAACAAAUUAUUCGUAUUACAUGGGAUGAUUUAGAAGAGAUUGGUAUUUCCAAAUUAGGUCAUCAAAAGAAACUUCUCACUGCUAUUAAUAAAUUAAAUCGUUUAAUUUUAUCAUCCAAAAUCAAUGAUACCACAAUCGGUUGUUCACUUCAGAAAGAUAUUCAUUUUAUACCAUCAUCUACGUCUUCAUUUAUUCCAAAUGAUACUAGAUCAUCAUCAUUAGUAGUAAAUUAUGAUUAUUUAACAAAAUUACCACAAUAUCAAUCGAAUCAUAAUGAUGUUAAUAAAACAAAUGAAAUAAAAAACAAGGAAUAUUGUCAACAAUAUUUAAAAGUUUCAGAAAUUGGGAUACAAGUUGAAGAAAGUCAAACAAAAUCACAUACUUCACCGUCAUCACCUUGCUCUUCUUCCAAUUCAACAACCUCAGAUUUAUCAUCAAAUGAUUCACGAUAUUCCCUUCCUCCGCCAGUUGAUUUUCAAGACUCACCACCUAAAUCAUCGUCAUCUACUUUUCCAACUAUUUCAUUAAUUCAUGAUUCAGAACAUUCAAAUUCUAAUUUACAACAAUCUAAUUCUUCUUGUAUAAUAAAUGAACAAUUAAGAUCUAAUCUUUCAUCAUGUACUACUAUAGUUAAUAACAAUGUUCAAUCUUCUCAUUCAUUGUGUAAUAUUCAUAAUCCCAUAAAUAUGGAUAACACAUUAAUAAACAAAAAUUCAACAUCUGUACGCUUCAGUAAUUUUGAGUAUCAUAAAGAAGAACAAUUGAAUAAAGUUGCACAAUCGAAAAUAUUUCAAAGGCGUUCUUCCAAUCCUACAUUAUAUUCACUGAAACCUAAUGAUCCUGUACAAAAUACUAGCGAUUUAUCAAAAUGGUCCUCAGGUCUUUUAACAACUCCACAACUACGACUUCCAAUCAAUGUCAAUUCUAAUUCUGAUCCAGAUUUGGAAGCUAUGCACAAUAUACAAGUUAUGCUUGAUCAAAUCAGUGAACGCCUUAUCUUAACUAAUAAAUAG